Messenger RNA from Helianthus annuus (common sunflower), 1650 nucleotides. Its product is annotated as F-box/FBD/LRR-repeat protein At1g13570-like. The record is from RefSeq and is a predicted model, not a curated record. Bases 139 to 1443 code for a protein of 434 amino acids. The transcript has 4 exons. NCBI's taxonomy places the organism in Eukaryota, Viridiplantae, Streptophyta, Magnoliopsida, Asterales, Asteraceae. Gene Ontology annotation, molecular function: protein binding.
AUUAACAAAGAAAAGAUGAAUAUGUGAAUUGAGAAAAUCAACAGUCAUAUGUAGAUCGUAUCCCCUUUCUAAAACUACUGAACGAAUGGAUCAUCGGAAGUAACAAUUCUUAUCGGAAACUUUCAAUUUUCAAGAAUAAUGGAAGUUAAAGAAUCUGAGUGUGCAGUGGAAGAUGUUAUUAGCAGCAUGCCAGAUAUUGUGAUAACUCAUAUUCUGGAUCGAUUGCCGGUACAAGAUGCAGUGAAGACCGGUAUCUUGUCGAAAAACUGGAGGUUUAAGUGGACUAUGCUUAGCCGACUCGUGUUUGAUGAGGAUUUCUAUUUGUAUUUAAUAUUAAAAACAAAUUAUGAAAGUAAGUUUGGGAGGAUUAUAAGUAGGCUUCUACUUCAUCUUAGAGGUGCUAUAACAAAGUUUGUCCUCUACAUAGACGAGCGAUGUUACUCCGCGUUGGAUGAUGAAGAUAUCGCAAGUUGGUUUUCGUUCUUGUCUAGGAAAGGAGUUAAGGAUCUCACUGUUACGAAGACGAAUGGGGAACCGCUUAAUUUGCCUUCCCAUCUCUUCUCUUGUUUAGAGUUGAAACAUUUGAAGCUUUUUUACUGUCGUCUUGAUCCUCCGGUUGAUUUUCGUGGUUUUCCGAACCUACUGAGCUUAGAGUCGGGUCUGCUGCAUUUUGAAAGUAGUAAAUUUGGGGAGUUUAUUACUCAGUGUCCCUUACUUGAGAUUUUGAACAUGCGUUAUCGGCGUUUCUUUCUUGAUAUUUUGAACACGCGUUAUCAGCGUCACUCACUUGAAGAGAUGGGCAUGGAUAUAAUCUCGGUAGGCAAAGUGAAACUAGCGGAGAUUGCAAACGCUGCAAAUAUCAAAAUAUUAUCCGUGUCAUUGUGUGACACAGUACCGAGCACAAAAUUCAGUAGUAUCUUUCAACUUGUGGGUCUUCUUCCUAAACUUCACAAACUUAAUUUGGAUUUCGUAAGGUGCAAGGACAAGUUCACAGAAGUCGGUGCGAAAAAGAGGUUCCUUACCACUCAUCCAUGCCUCAAGACACUUACAUUAUCAACAAUAGAUUUAUGCGACGGUAUUAUGUUAUCUUGUGCUCUUGAAUUGAUUAGGAACUUCCCGAAUGUGCAGACCCUUGAAAUCACAGCAACUAGAGAUUGGGAUGAUUAUCCAAAUGACCCGACACCUGCGGCUGCAACUUGUUCUCGGGAUUUAGACAACGACACAAUGGGGCUGCUGCAGCUUCAGAGUGCUGUGUUUACGCAAUUUAAAGGUUCAGAGAAUGAAGUAUAUUUGAUAAAGUAUUUACUUGCGUGCUCCCCUUUCUUAAAAAAGCUUGCUGUUAAACUCCACUUUCUCCUCGGGCCUGAUGAAGAGUUGAUUUUUGCUCGGAAGUUGUUGAAGCUCCAUCGAGCCUCCCCCAUAGCUGAAAUUAAACUAUCCUAAUUUUACUUUUUUUGAAUUUGUUUUUUCUUUUUUGCUGCAUAUUUGUAUGAAUUUAAGAACACUACAGAGUGUUUUUUUUUUUUAAUUUCAGUUUGGACCUUUUUCUUUGUGUUUAAGACUCUAUUUCAACCGUUGAAACUACUGAAACCAGUUGUCGACUUGGUUUCAUGGUCGGUUUUUAAAGGAAACGAAAGUCGGUUUUGAAAA